This is a messenger RNA of Grammomys surdaster, 1661 nucleotides long. RefSeq names its product ubiquitin associated protein 1 like (gene Ubap1l). The record is from RefSeq and is a predicted model, not a curated record. Gene Ontology annotation, cellular component: ESCRT I complex. Gene Ontology annotation, biological process: ubiquitin-dependent protein catabolic process via the multivesicular body sorting pathway. Gene Ontology annotation, molecular function: ubiquitin binding. NCBI's taxonomy places the organism in Eukaryota, Metazoa, Chordata, Mammalia, Rodentia, Muridae. The coding region runs from base 357 to 1472 and encodes 371 amino acids. The transcript has 6 exons.
AGCCGUGCCAUUGAGUGCGGCUCCCUCACGGAGCCGCGCCUUUGAAUGUGGCUUCUUGACAGAGCCGCGCCAUUGACAAUUGGCGUAUGCGGCUCCCACACGAAGCCGCGCCAUUAUCGAAUGGCGUACGGCUCCCAACAAUUAAGUCCUUGUUAGUGGAUAUAAUAUUGAUAAAUACCAGUUGUCUAUGUUAAUAAGUCACUCUUUGAUUAAUUGUAUGUAUGUAUGUAUGUAUUUAUUUAGGUUUUUCAAGACAGGCUUUCUCUGUGUAACAGCCCUGAGGACUUGACACCCUCUCCCUGCCACCCGGCUACUUGUUCGGCCCUUCUGAGACUGUGCCACCAUUCUCUGGCAGAAUGAAUGCUCUCGAUGGUGUCCCCUUCAAGGUGCCCAAGGGCUUUGUGAUGGACACAGAGCCCCACCCUGUGCCUGAGCUCAGCGUCCGGGACUGCAGAGAGCUCCUGUUGGGCACAAUGUAUGACUUCAGCCUGGAAAAGAAGGCUCUCUUCUGGGUGGAAGCAGCCAUCCAAGGAUCUUGCUCUCAUCCAUGCAAUGACCCGGGGAUUGCAUCAGCACCUCCAGCCUGGUUCUUACUGGUCAGUCCAAAAUACAGUCAGGUGCCUGAACCUGUCGACAUCAGAGACCCAGAGGCUGGACUGCAAGAACCUCCUGAGAAGGAGGAGGAGGAUGAGGAAGAUGCUUCUUCUGACAGCAAGGAGGAGAUGGACUCCAGCAGCCCUCAGCCUGGCUCCCCUACAAGCCAUCGUCGCUGUUCCCUAGAUGUGCUGCGGAACAUGAGGUCUGAGCUGGCUGAUGCCAGGCGGCGCCUCUCGGAGAGUAGACUAGCCACAUGUCCUCGAGCCCUCCUGCAUCGUUUCCGCGGCCACCGCACACUGAGCCUGAGUGCCAGCCCGGCUCCAGCCCCUGGCCCAGCACCGCAGCCCCCCAACAUCUCCGAGCUGCCUCCACGACCCUCCACCGCUGGUGCCAUGCCUCCAUUGCGGAGCCACAAGCCCACAGUUGCUUCCCUCAGCCCAUACACCUGCUUGCCACCUCUUAGGGAGACACCCCAGCCCCUCGUCUCCUGUAGGCUGCAUCCUGAUUCAGCACCUGACCUGCUGUCUGCCCUGACCAAAGAGGAGCAAGACCUCAUCGGGCCAGUGGUCGCCUUGGGCUAUCCCCUGGGAAGAGCCAUCUUGGCACUGCAGAAGACAGGGAGACAGAGCCUGAGCCAGUUUCUUGGCUACCUCAGUGCCUGUGAUCGGCUGCUGCGGCAGGGCUACGAUGAGGCGCUGGUGGACGAGGCCAUGGAGAUGUUCCAGUUCUCUGAGCAUCAGGCAGGGGAGUUCCUGCGCCUCUGGCAGCAGUUCAGUGACAUGGGCUUCCAGCAAGACCGGAUCAAAGAGGUGCUGUUGGUCCACGGCAAUCAGCGUGAACAAGCUCUGGAGGAGCUGGUAGCCUGUGCCCAGUGACAAGCCAGGACACUGUUUGAUGCAUGGCUGACGGUGAAGUACCAGAACUGCCACCCAUCCCAACUGUAUCAGAAGAUAAUGCCACUGGUAGUGGCAUUCUUCUUUAGUCCUAGCACUAGGGCUGCAGAGGCAGGUAGAUCUCCGAGUUCAAGGCCAUCCUGGUCUACACAGUGAGUUCUAGGACAGCUA